Drosophila kikkawai is the source of this 739-nucleotide messenger RNA. RefSeq names its product glycosylphosphatidylinositol anchored membrane protein boudin (gene bou). Gene Ontology annotation, biological process: regulation of synaptic transmission, cholinergic; positive regulation of voltage-gated potassium channel activity; sleep. The record is from RefSeq and is a predicted model, not a curated record. NCBI's taxonomy places the organism in Eukaryota, Metazoa, Arthropoda, Insecta, Diptera, Drosophilidae.
GCGAAGUCGCAGCGCCGUUUCAGUCCCAGUACGGACUUGGCAUUUGCUGACGACGCUGACUAAAGCAAUACUCGAUACUCUAUACCCUAGACACCACUAGCCCGUGACGCAAUGACCUCCUCUCUCCGCCCUCCCAUUAUGACGGGAAGCCUCCUUCUGCUCCUGCUCCUGGGCCUGCUGAGCCUCCGGAUGCCCACGGUGGCCGCCAUCGACUGCUACGUGUGCGACACGAGCGACACACAGCAGCCGUUCCAGUGCGGCGAGUGGUUCGAGCGUUACGACGAGCCGGACAUCCAGCCCCAGAACUGCUCCAGCGUCCAUGGCGCCCAGUUUUGCGUGAAGCACGUGGGCCGCUUCGAGGGCGGUAUCGGGGCCAAGCGGUUCUGCAGCUCCAAGGAUCUGGGCAACUACUGCGACUAUGUGCGGAACAAGGGUGACCGCAUGGACUAUCGUAGCUGCAUCUACACGUGCGACACGGACGGUUGCAAUGGGGCCGCUGCGGUGGGCAACGGUAUGUGGGGUGUGGCCGCCGCAGCAGCAGCAGCGGCGCUGCUCCCUCUCACUUCAUGGGCGCGGUGAGAGAGAUGGAGCGAGAGCGUGAGAGCGGGACAAUCAAUAAACAAAGCUUUGUAAACAACGCACACUGAAGCCGCCGCAUCACAAUAAUUUUUUUUUUUCGUAGCCCUUAAGCCUCUGUUAAUUGUAAGUUGUAAUAAAGAAACUGACACAAGCAAACACA